Messenger RNA from Cucumis melo (muskmelon), 873 nucleotides. RefSeq lists its product as uncharacterized. The transcript has a single exon. Lineage: Eukaryota; Viridiplantae; Streptophyta; Magnoliopsida; Cucurbitales; Cucurbitaceae. Bases 1 to 873 code for a protein of 290 amino acids. The record is from RefSeq and is a predicted model, not a curated record. Gene Ontology annotation, cellular component: membrane.
AUGAACAAGAACUUCAUGAUCUUACUGGUUUUCUCUUUCACUUUCUGCCCAUUUGUUCACUCCUUGCAGGGCAAUGACUCCAUCUCCAUGGAUGCCUUUCUUCAAGAAACUGCUUUCAAGACCUUGGUUCGGCGCAGGCCAUAUACGGGUGCUUUGUACCGUGCCAGCCUCCCAGCGAAUCUCUCUGGCAUGGAGGUCUCCGUCGUCCGGCUUAGAAGCCGGAGGCUGUGGGACAAAGGAGCUAAUUUCAGUCACUUUGGCAUUCCAUCAAACACCUUGCCGGUGCCCCACGUUAGAAGAUUGGUAAUAGUGUACCAAGACUUCGGAAACUGGUCUUCUUCCUACUUCAAAAUUUCAGGCUUUUCACUCCUAACUCCAGUCGUCGGAUUCAUGGUUUUCAACGCAACAUCAAACACAGAAGCCAAAAACAUCACAAAACUCAGCAUCACCACGUUGGAAAACCGCAUAGAAAUCCACUUCCCAAACCUGAAAUUACGUUUAGGAAAAUCGUCGGACACGUGGUGUGCACAAUUUGAUGAAGAUGGUAUGUUCCAUCUCAUACCAAUGGGCUCCCCUGACGUAUGUUACUCCAGAAAACAAGGGUAUUUUGCAGUGGUUUCAAAAUUGAAAAGGAAGAAGAAGGCGUGGUAUUUGUGGAUGAUUGGGUUUGUUUUGGGCGUUGGUGUGAUGGUGGUGACUGGUUAUGCAGCCAUGGUUACAAUCAGAGCUUUGAAGACGAAGAAGAUUCAGAUAAUGGAGAAACAAGCUGACGGAGAUUUGGUUUUAGAGAGUAGAUGGGUCGGUAACAGCAAAAUGCCAAGCGCAGCAGUAACAAGAACAAUGCCAGUUCUUGAGAAUUCAAGUUUUCCUUAG